UUUAAUAGCGGUCAUGCGAAGGAUCGGUUCCAGCAUGCUAGUGACGGUUAUUUUGUUGUCAGCAAUAUGUGGACUAGCUCAGAGCUCGGGCGUGAGCUUGGCGGGCCCAGCACAUCCUGCGCCUGUAGUCACAGCUGCAAGCUCCCAGUACUUCGAGAGGACAUUUAAUCGUUUAGUAGCAGCGCCGCCACCUAUACAACCAGUGUUUCCUGUCGCACCACCACCUCAAGUGAUACCAGUACCUCGGACUCCACAGUUCAUACCCGUCGCACCGGCGCCACCAGUCGUACCUGUUGCCCAAGCUCCAUUUAUACCAGUAGUUCCACCAAAUGUGUUUCGGGUGGCACCAGUUCCGGGUGUGAUUCCCGUCCAGCCACCUCGGCCAGUAUUUGUACAACCAACAACAAAAGAUAAACAAGAACCAGUACCAACAAAUCCUCCACAGAAUGCGCCAAGCGAUCCGAACGUGGCAAUAGCAAUCGCUACUGCUAACGCAGCUGCACCAGUCGCUACAUUCCUGCUUCCGCCUUAUCCAUUCGGACCGCCGCCCUCGUUCGGUUUUAUACCAUCGUCACCUGCAUUCGUUCCUAACGAAAACCGAGACAAAGAAAGCACAACAGAAACCACAGCACAGACUGAGGCUACGACUACUGAGAAAGAGCCUGAAACAACAACCCCGGUUUCUACAAAUAUCGACAACAAUUUCGUUCAAGCGCUACCUUCUAACAAUAAUGUAAAUUUCAGAGAAUAUUUGCCACCGCCAUUCCAAUUACCAUUAACACCUGAUGCGCCACAAAGACCUCUCCAGUUACCUGUGGCACGACCGACUCAACUUCAACCACGACCAACUUAUUUACCGCCACAAGGAAGACCUCAACUAGGCAGACCUCAGAAGACUUCGGUAGAAGUUGUCCCAGUGCCGUUAACAUAUAUCGCUCCACCUCCCCUUAAGAAACAUCAUCCUGUAAAGUUGAUUAAAGUAACCAAGCAUAUCCACACAUACGUGCCAGCAGGAAAAAUUAUUAUAAGGCCAAUAUCUCAUAGAGUACGUUCUGCUGGUAACGGCGUAUACGCUAAAGCUUACGGUACACCCAUAUCUGGGAAGAAAGUGGCAUUCUAUCGUAAAAAAAUCUCCAGACGUUCAAAAACAAGAGAUAUUGAACCAACUACACUAAGACCUUUCAUCAGGUCUAAUAUAAAUCCACCUAGUCUAUAAGUUAUAGUCAAAUUUUACAUUUAACCACUUG
Papilio polytes (common Mormon) is the source of this 1247-nucleotide messenger RNA. It is a transcript of the gene CPH22, whose product is annotated as proline-rich extensin-like protein EPR1. The coding region runs from base 14 to 1216 and encodes 400 amino acids. The record is from RefSeq and is a predicted model, not a curated record. The transcript has 2 exons. Lineage: Eukaryota; Metazoa; Arthropoda; Insecta; Lepidoptera; Papilionidae.